Messenger RNA from Cynara cardunculus var. scolymus (artichoke), 1593 nucleotides. RefSeq names its product serine/threonine-protein kinase-like protein At3g51990. Gene Ontology annotation, cellular component: plasma membrane. The transcript has a single exon. Gene Ontology annotation, molecular function: protein kinase activity; ATP binding. The record is from RefSeq and is a predicted model, not a curated record. Gene Ontology annotation, biological process: protein phosphorylation. Lineage: Eukaryota; Viridiplantae; Streptophyta; Magnoliopsida; Asterales; Asteraceae. Bases 1 to 1389 code for a protein of 462 amino acids.
AUGGGCUAUUUAUCUUGUAAAGCUGAAUCCACUAUUGCUGUUCAUAAUCCAUCCAAGAAAUCUGAUAAAAUCCAUGGAAAUGAAGAUUUGAUCCACAAGAAAAUUCAACACUUUGACUACAGCGAUUUGGAAGCAGCCACCAAUAAUUUCUCCGACCAGAAACUCCUCGGCCGUGGCAGCCAUGGAUUAGUCUACAAAGCACUCCUCCGCAACGGCCGUCUCGUCGCCGUCAAAAAACCCUCACACCAAAACAACCACCAUUCCGCCAUAUCCGCCGUGCCGGAGAAUGAAGUUGAAAACGAAAUCGACAUCCUCUCCAAACUCCAUAGUCCUCGUCUCGUUAACUUAGUCGGAUUCACAAACACCCCACAUCAGAAUCGGUUACUAGUAGUCGAAUUUAUGAGCAAUGGAACCCUCUACGACACCCUCCAUCUCAGCCAACAGCCGCCCAAUUGGGGCCGGAGAAUUCGGUUAGCUGUACAGACCGCCAAAGCAAUCGAAAUCCUCCAUUCCUCCGUUCCGCCGGUGAUCCACCGUGAUAUUAAAUCAGCCAACGUUCUCAUUGACCGGAAUUUCAAUGCCCGAUUGGGCGAUUUUGGGUUAGCCCUCCGGUGUCACGUCGACGAUUAUCGUCUUUUAUCAACACCACCGGCCGGAACCAUGGGAUACCUUGACCCAGGCUACGUAACCCCAGAUAAUUUAAGCACUAAAACCGACGUUUUUAGCUUUGGAAUUCUCUUAUUAGAGAUCAUUAGCGGCAGAAAAGCCAUUGAUGUCAGCCAUUCGCCACCUUCAAUCGUCGAUUGGGCGAUUCCCCUGAUUAGAAGAGGGAAACUUUUGAGUGUUUUUGAUCCUCGAAUUCCACCGCCGAAAGAUCCCAUGGUCAGAAAGCAGUUGGGGGUGAUUGCAGCCAAAUGUGUAAGAUCUUGCAGGGAAAGGAGACCAUCGAUGAACGAAAUCGUUGAAUCCCUUAGUUUCUUGACGAAAUUGGUUCCUCUCCGAUCAUGGAAUGGUUUAAGUAAUCCCUGUAUGAUGGUGGAGAACGUCGGACGACCGGUGGAGGUGGUUUCUUCUAGGCCAAAAACCGGUGGCGGUGUUGACGAGGGAAAGACACUGAGCAAUCCCAGAAGGGUUUACUCCGAUUUAGGGUUCCGAAACAAUUUGAUGGAUCUUAUGGCUGGAAGGGUUGAGAAUGAAGAAGAUGACACCAUGAAAACACAGGUUCAUCGGAGGUCAAGAUUGAAGAACGAGGGUUCUAGUUUUAGGAGUAUCGUUAGUGGUAAUAAGUUUGAACGUAAUCGAUCCGCCGGAGAGACUUCGGCGAACAUUAGUACAAGAAGAUGUUAUGCAGUCGCUAGAUCAAAAUCUUAUGCUCAAACGAAAGCAUAACAUCUUUUUGCAGAGUCUUUUAUGGAUUGAUUUAGAUUACAUUGUUGGGUUUAUUUAUGCUUAAUCUUUUAAUUGGUAUUGUGAUUAAAUCGACAAGAACAGAUACUUUGCUUGAUCUUAGCCAAAAGGCGGAGAUGGGUGUCUUUUCUUUUUGUAUCUGUUCAUUGUGCAAAGAUAUACAGCAUCUUGUGCAUUUUCUUUUCA